This is a messenger RNA of Erinaceus europaeus (western European hedgehog), 1250 nucleotides long. RefSeq names its product small nuclear ribonucleoprotein polypeptide A (gene SNRPA). The record is from RefSeq and is a predicted model, not a curated record. The coding region runs from base 164 to 1012 and encodes 282 amino acids. Gene Ontology annotation, cellular component: U1 snRNP. Gene Ontology annotation, molecular function: U1 snRNA binding. Lineage: Eukaryota; Metazoa; Chordata; Mammalia; Eulipotyphla; Erinaceidae. Gene Ontology annotation, biological process: mRNA splicing, via spliceosome. The transcript is spliced from 6 exons.
UGUCCGAGGUCUGCGUCCAACACCCCUCUGCAUCUUUUUCUUGGAAAGUGGAGGCCCUGAGCACCCGUUAAACCCUCAUUGGUUCAUAAGAAAAGGGUCUAGAGAAGCCCAGGGCUGAAGUGACCUUUUUCCCUCUUUCAGCCUCUCCUCGGCAGCUCACUCCAUGGCGGUUCCCGAGACCCGCCCGAACCACACGAUUUACAUCAACAACCUCAAUGAGAAGAUCAAGAAAGACGAGCUGAAGAAGUCCCUCUAUGCCAUCUUCUCCCAGUUUGGCCAGAUCCUGGAUAUCUUGGUAUCACGGAGCCUGAAGAUGAGGGGCCAAGCCUUUGUCAUCUUUAAGGAGGUCAGCAGUGCCACCAAUGCCCUGCGCUCCAUGCAGGGCUUCCCUUUCUACGACAAGCCCAUGCGCAUUCAGUACGCCAAAACCGACUCUGAUAUCAUCGCCAAGAUGAAGGGCACCUUUGUGGAGCGGGACCGGAAGCGGGAGAAGAGGAAGCCGAAGAGCCAAGAGACCCCAGCUGCCAAGAAGGCCGUGCAGGGUGGGGCAGCUGCCCCUGUGGUGGGCGCUGUCCAGGGGCCUGUCCCAGGCAUGCCGCCGAUGGCCCAGCCCCCACGCAUCAUGCACCACAUGCCAGGCCAGCCUCCGUACAUGCCGCCACCUGGUAUGAUCCCACCGCCUGGCCUGGCGCCUGGCCAGAUUCCUCCGGGGGCCAUGCCCCCACAGCAGCUCAUGCCAGGACAGAUGCCACCAGCACAGCCUCUUUCAGAAAACCCACCAAAUCACAUCUUGUUCCUCACCAACCUGCCAGAGGAGACCAGCGAGCUGAUGCUGUCCAUGCUUUUCAACCAGUUCCCUGGCUUCAAAGAAGUCCGCCUGGUGCCAGGGCGGCAUGACAUCGCCUUCGUGGAGUUUGACAAUGAGGUGCAGGCAGGGGCCGCUCGUGAUGCCCUGCAGGGCUUCAAGAUCACUCAGAACAAUGCCAUGAAGAUCUCCUUUGCCAAGAAGUAGUGCCUUUAACCCCAUACCCCCCACCCCCAAUCCCUAUUCUCAGGCCUCCCCUUAUCCCCAACCCCCUCCCCCUUGGCUCAGUCCCCGAAGGUAAGUCCCCCUCAGGGGCCUCCUCGGAGCUGCAUGUGUGAGUGAGUGGUCACACAGCAUUGUACCCAGAGUCUGUCCCCAGACAUUGCACCUGGCGCUGUUAGGCUGGAAUUAAAGCGAUUUGUUGUUGAGGUUUGUUUUUUCACAA